Messenger RNA from Rubroshorea leprosula, 511 nucleotides. The record is from the annotation of a GenBank genome assembly. Lineage: Eukaryota; Viridiplantae; Streptophyta; Magnoliopsida; Malvales; Dipterocarpaceae.
AUGUUAAAGAAGAAAGAUUAAUUAGGAAGAAAGAAGGUGGUAGAGGAAAGCAUGAUACUAAAAGCAAAAUUCUGCAAAACCAACCACCACCCAUAAGAUUUCUUCCCCCCAUUACCAAAUCAGAUGGAAGGAUUGAGAUGCAAAAAGUGAAAAGGGGGACCUUCUUAUUGCCUGUUUGGGAAAUCCUCCUACCAUUCCAGAUAUUAUCUUCAGAGCCAAAGAAUAUACAACCAUCACAGUUAUUUUGCCCCUCACUCUUGUUUCUACUUAUGCUGGAUUAAUAUAAGUAUGUCUUGUACCUUUGCUUAAUUUCUUGUCAAGUAGCUGGAUAGCAAUUAUGGGUAUUGGUUUAUUUCUCUGUAGCCCUUUAGUUUGUUUGUAGAUUUGAUUUGUUGCCCUUACAAUUUUUAAUGAUGAAUCUUGUUAAAGCGUAGAUUUUUCUUGAAGCAAUAUUGUCAAGAUAAUUCCUUUUCAUUUUUCUGUUUAAUUGUGGCAAUAUUAGGAAUUUCCU